Molecule: messenger RNA, 1852 nt
Organism: Marchantia polymorpha subsp. ruderalis
Lineage: Eukaryota; Viridiplantae; Streptophyta; Marchantiopsida; Marchantiales; Marchantiaceae
Source: the annotation of a GenBank genome assembly
GCGCGCACUUCACAUAGCGAGAAUCGCCUCAAUGCUUGUGGUAGCCGUCCUCACCUUUGUGUGCAUCAGGGUGCAGCCCAAUCCUGCCAUUAAAGGCAGAAAAAAUUUCCAGUGGGAGCUUUGGAAUCCAGAGUGAGAUCACCAGCUACAAACUGGAUCAGAGUGCAAGUGCAGAUUACAAAAACGCUUUGACGUUUAGAGUUCUGUUAUGUGUAUAACUUCAGUAGUCAGGCUCGGAAAAAUCUGAAGUAAGAGAGAUUGUCAUGGUGAUUAACUCUCUUCGCUCAACGUUGUGUUAGAAGACAGUUCGUCGUGCUUUCGGUUCCUGUCUUGUGAUUCUUGGCAGUCGUCCGUGAGACUGUCAUUCCGAAGCUCUCUAGAGCAGGGAGCAAACUGAGCCUCGUAAUUGAGCAGCUCAGAAAUCACGUCUCUCAGUCUGUUGGGCCGCAAGGACGAUGUUACCUGGUGUGGAGGUGGCGAGAAGGCGCCGAGUUCGAGCUGGACAAGGGCGAGAUGGUGCUUACGAGGGAGGAGUGCGCCGCUCCGAGACGCACAGAUCGCGUUUGGCUGUGGCUGGAGCUCACCAUCAUUAUCACCCGCAUCACCUUAGACUCGCCAAUUCCCAGUAUCAUCUCCGACCUCAAGACACUUCGGCAGACAGUUCAUCUGGAUCGAUCGUCGUGAGCUCAAACAGUUCAAAUAUCGCAGACAGCAUUACCGACAUCCAUCGAUCGAGAGAGGAGCAUCGGUCAGGAGCAAGAUCAACAUCAUUCCGGCGGAGACACCAUCCCACUGGCCCUGGCGACCUUGCGAUGGAGGCAAGAAAUCGACUGGACGAGCGCCUGCAGCCAGUUGCUCCGCCAACGCAAAGCAUCGGCCUCAGCAGCAGCAGCAGCAGCGGGCGUAAUUUGGCUGCAAGAGGCCAUCAGCAUCAGCACCAGCCCCAAUCCUCGCACACCGCACGUUUGAUACACUUGGAAGGCAAUUUUUGGCGUGACGAGAGUAGCAGAAAUUCCAGACUGAUCGAUUGGCUGGCAACAUGUGCUUUGUCAGUAAAGCAGUGUUUGAACCUACUGGACUUCCGCAGUACAAAUCGCUCAUCUACAACGACUUCGUCACAAAGGCAAAGGCAAAGGCAAAGGCAAGGGCAAGGACAAGUGCAAGAGCAAGUUGCAGGCCUGACCACGACUGUGAUCAACGCCUUGCCUAGGGAAGCAGUAGUAUGUGGCAAGGUCGGCGAUGAGUGCCCAGUGUGCUUGGAGGGGCUGCUGGCUGGAGAAACGACCAUAGUCCUCUUAUGCAGCCACGCAUUCCACCCUCAGUGCUUGACUCCUUGGCUUUCAAAGCAUGGCCAGUGUCCAUGCUGCAGAGCUCAUGUAACUAGAAUCAAAAACACGCCCGAACAGAAAACCAGAACGCUUCCGGUUGUGCAGACUCUGCUCACCUGUGUGGAAACCACUGAAAGAGACGCAGAGAAAAUGACUCACUGCUAGAGAGACUGCAUCCCUCGUCAGAAUCAGAGUGAAGGCUGCAGUGGAGGGUGCUCGACCAUAGUCUUGUUACCGAGAGUUGGAAUUUCGUUUUUGCUUUGGUGGCUUGGCUUAUGUGAGAUAUGUUCGAUCAUGUCAACUUCUAUCUAUCUUCCUACGAUGGAUGGUCCUUCUAUCUAUCGCCUACGACUCGGUUAAAUGUCAUUCAGCUUUCCAGUCAUCUUGAUGAGUCCCAGUCGCAGGCUGGAGCAUCGGACAGAUAGCCCCUAGUUACAAAUUGGGUUCGGCACUUGACUAUAUCUUUGUACUGUACAGAUAUGGAAGUAUACUCGUAUAUUCGCGUGAGGCUUUUCUUCUGCUUC